UGAAAAAAGUCGUUAAGGAGACAGUGGAAAAAAGCAAGGGUAAGGCGAAGAUGGCGACAUCGGAUGACACCUGUGGGUCGGAGGAAGAGUCGGAAGCGUCGGGAGGCUUCGGGGGAAGUGAUGUCGAGGAGAUCAGCCUAAAGACGGGAGGACUGACGAUAUCGGGGAAGCAGGAGAAGAGAAAACGCAGCGCUGAGAAGAACGUGGGGAACAGCCCCCCAAUGAUGAUUCCAGCUAAGAGAACACCUAGACGCGCAUGUAAACCGGUGAAGUUGAUGGAGCGACUGAGACAUAGUGGCGGGAGGAUAUCGCCGAAGACGACGGCCAAGCGAACACCAAAACGGGGUACACCAAGAACGAGUAGUCAGCUGAAGAAGAAGAUUCCAGCAGCGUUGGGAUCGAUCGGGAGGGCUAAGUACAUACUCAAGAACAUGCUUUUACUAGCAGAAUUGACUGUGGACGAGUUAAAGCAGAUCUGCACCGAUGAGGACGUGGCGUUUGCAGGGAAGAAAGUUCCGGCGAUUGUUUCGAUUGCAGAGAAACGUGCGGAGAAGGCCUACGGAUCACAAAAUGAAGAAGAACAAGGUUACGCCGAGCAGCCUGACAUGGAAGAAGCGGCGACGAAAGAGAUAGAUGACGCAUCGGAUCUGGGGGAGCUGGAAUCCAUGUUUAUCGGACACCGGAAUCCGGCUCUCAACACGUGUGGAAGAUUGCCGAAGAGGAAACAUCGUAGGGGUAAGAGGACGAGGAAAGAGAAAGAGGAGAGGGCUAGACAUAACAAAGACGGGCAGUACCACCGUGAACCAAGUAAGGUCACUCCAGUAAAAGUGAGGUUGAACGAGGUUGACGAUUGGAGCAUGAACAUCUUUGGUGUAUUGGAGGAGAGGGAACGAUUGGAAUACAGGGGUUUCCAUUUAUUUACCAAGGGAGGGAACCUUUGGAGUGGAGGAUACAAAACGAUACGGAAAGCUUUCAGACUCUCGAUGGUGGAGGUGAAUGGACAACGGGUGAAGUUGUCAGCAUGCAAGCAAGUUUUCAAAGAAGGAGGCGAGGUGGAGGUGUGUUACCUUAGGCGAUGGAAGUCGAAGAUCGGUGCGGACAAUAUAUUUCUUAUAUCGUUAUUCCGGAACCCAAGGAAGCUUAAGUGCCUCGAGCAAAGAAGUUUGGAGGAGUUGAUGAGGCUGCGGAAUGCCGCUAAGGACUUUCAGAAUAAAUCAACUACAGCUUACCUUCGAAGAAUUAUUGUGCGGACGAUCAAGAACGUCUUCGGGUGGCAGGUGAAUUCAAGCUUAAUCGUACGACUUAAAUUCGACGAUCGGAUUAAGUUGGCGGAGGUAAGGAAGGUGGUGAACGACAAGAUCGAGGAGUUGGACUUACCAGUUUGUGUAAAGAAGGAAGCACGGAGUACGGUUCGAACCGUGUGGGUCAAAAGCCCAUCGGUGUCGAACCUAUUGCACAACCAGCGGCGAUAUGCCAAAGCGGAAGUGCAGACCUGCAGAUGUGCAGGGCUUCCCUAUCCUAGGAUAGGAGACCACGUGCAGUUCCGACUGCAGGAACUGAAAGGAAUCCACCCGAUGAUUGUGAAUGCAAACAAUAUCCCGAAGCCAGACCACCAAGACCGGAGACGGAUGUUACGCGAGGAGAUAGGCACAACGUUCGAAGGAUGGGCGAACAACAGAGGCGAGAAGAUAGUGGUGCAACAGAGUGAAGUGGACAGGUGUUUGAUCGGAUCAAGGGACGAGGGAACUAAGUACCUGACGACUCGGGAUGUCCAGCGAGUGAAAGUGCAACUAGAUGGGCUAGUACUUACUCCCCUGGACAGAAAUCCAGGCGAAACUCUGGUUAUGUGCCCCAAGUUGUACUAUGAAGGAAUGAUGGAUAUGUAUGUGCGGAAUGUCGGAUAUAUAGUUGAGGUGAGAUCUGAAGAAGCUAUCAAGACUCAGAUGAAGAUAGACAUCAAGCGACAACAACUGCAGCGUGACGUUAGAUGGGAUGCGAAGGGCGACUUUGGAGACGCCUACAUUCUGCCGAAGCAUAAGGACUUGAGCAGAUUUGACCAAUCUGCCCAACCUAUUCGGAGCCCACGAUUAAGGCGGGGAAGAAUAUGCCGAAGGCUCUUAACUAUCUACUGUUUACGCUGCCAUCUGACUGGCACUUCAACCUGAGAUCGGUCGCGACGGUGGCUUCGAGGAUUCAAGUCUUCAAUAAUAAACAGGGUCGCCAGUG
Molecule: messenger RNA, 2226 nt
Organism: Chara braunii
Lineage: Eukaryota; Viridiplantae; Streptophyta; Charophyceae; Charales; Characeae
Source: the annotation of a GenBank genome assembly